This is a messenger RNA of Zychaea mexicana, 646 nucleotides long. RefSeq lists its product as uncharacterized. The record is from RefSeq and is a predicted model, not a curated record. The transcript has 3 exons. Lineage: Eukaryota; Fungi; Mucoromycota; Mucoromycetes; Mucorales; Lichtheimiaceae. Bases 21 to 560 code for a protein of 179 amino acids. Gene Ontology annotation, molecular function: acyltransferase activity, transferring groups other than amino-acyl groups.
GCUCAUUAUCCAGCCCAUAUAUGACACCAACACCAACAGAAGAAGAGAUUCCCGGUCAACCACCACCCAGUAAAACCAAGAAUAGUAGCAACUUCUUCGUACGAGUUGCAACUAUAGACGACGUCAAGCACGCACCUAAAAUGACUUCCAUUAUUAACUCUGCUUAUAAAUCAGAUGAUGGCUGGACAUCAAACAAAAACAUCAUAAAAGGCGAUCGUACUACGCUCCAAAACAUUUAUGCUUGCCUUCGUAGAAGUGAUGAAACCUCGUCAGCAUUCAUGUGCGCCUUUACGAAACGUGAUCCGUCGAGCGACAGCAGUAAAAAGGCAGAUGAAACAGCGGUUGGCACUGUAAUGAUUGAUCCAAUGACAGACAGUAAUGGCAACGACCACUAUUGUAUUUUCGAAUUAUUUGCUGUAAAUCCUGCCGACCAGAGUAAAAGUGUUGGUGCGCAGAUAAUGUACGCAGCAAUGGCUCAAGCAAAGAAGAUGGGUUACGAAGCAGCCUUCUUAAAGAUAUUGGACAAGAAAACAAAGUUACGUUCCUGGGUUAGAAUUUAAUCUGUCCUCCAAAUGGCAACGAAAUAAUGUUUGCAUCAAAAUAUGCUGCCUACGACCGUCUUUCUCCAUUUAUGCAAAAUUUCGUG